CUGAUAAAAUGAUAUAUGUGGAAAAUCCUUUGAAGUAUUAGCUAAAUUCUAAGUGUUGAUUUAAGUAUCUGUCUUUUUAAUUUUCAAGAGGACUGCAUCUAGACUACCUCUAGACAAUUGUGAUAACUUCAUUUGGUGCUUUCUUACACAGGUUCUAUUUACUGGAUCAACAGAAGUCAUCCAAAAUGCCUUUCACUGAUGAGCAGAGCAGUGACUGUGAUUCUUCGCGAUCUUCAGAAAGUGCAACUUCUUCAUCUAGUGACUCUGAAUACUCAAGGCAGAGUUUUACCAGUGAUUCUUCAAGCAAGCCCAGUUCUCCAACCUCAACAAGCCCUCCCAAAAUGGUUACGUUUGAUGAAAUGAUGGCAGCUGCAAGGAAUCUGUCAAACUUGACUUUGGCUCAUGAAAUUGCUGUAAAUGAGAAUUUUCAUUUGGAACGCAUAGAGCAUCCACAGAACAGCUUGCCUGGAAGGGUUAAACAAAUUGUACAUAAAGCAUUCUGGGAUCGCCUGGAAGAAGAUUUGAAGGAAGAUCCUCCUGAGUAUGAGCAUGCAAUCAAACUGUUUGAGGAAAUUAAAGAGAUCCUUCUUUCUUUUUUGAACCCGGGGGCUAACAGGAUGCGCAACCAAAUUUGUGAAGUCCUCGACACGGACCUUAUAAGAAAGCAAGCUGAGCACAAUGCAGUUGAUAUCCAGGGUCUUGCAAAUUAUGUAAUUAGCACCAUGGGGAAGAUGUGUGCUCCAGUAAGGGACAAUGAUAUCAACCAGUUAAAGCCCACUGGGAAUAUUGUAGCAUUGUUGAGGCAAAUAUUCCAUGUUCUGGAUCUCAUGACAAUGGAUAUGGUUAACUUUACCAUAAAGAGUCUUAGACCUCACGUUCAGCGCAACUUGAUAGAUUAUGAAAGAGCAAAAUUCCAAGAUAUACUUGAAGAAACUCCAAGUGCCCUAGACUUGACAACCGAAUGGAUAAGGGAAUCAAUACAAGAGGAACUAUCUUCUAUUUCUUGUGAAAUGUCCUCAUCUCCUGGUGCUAAUGGGAUCUCAAAAGCAAAUCUUAGCCCGAUUGUGGUGUUAACAAACAGCUACCUGAAACUGUUAGAGUGGGAUUAUCAGAAAAAAACAAUUCCAGAGACACUAAUGACAGAUGAAGCUCGCCUUCAAGAAUUAUCCAAGAAAUUGAAUCAGUUGAAAAUUGUAGCGUGUAUUUCUCUCAUAACAAGCAACAUGCUGCCUGCAGUUAUUGAGGAUAUUCCAGACUUCGUUGAGAAACAAAAAAGGAUUUCUUUUGUUUUGCUCGAAGGAAUGCAUAAGGAGACUUUUGAUUUAAAAGAAGCUCUUAAUGCAAUAGGUAUUCAGACAUGUAGUGCAAUAAAUGAAUCACUCACAAAGAGAGGCUUUCAACUAUUAAAUAAAGAAGUUCAAGCAAAUGUGGCAGGUCAGCUCUGCAAUAUUGUUGAAGAAGACAAUGCUGUCAUCACCUUAAUUGGUAAACGGAUUCAUUUGUACAUGAAAAGUAUAUUGCUUGCUUCUCCAUGCUUUCAAAAAUCUAUGCCUACAGUUCCUGGAGGUCUUGGUGUGAUUCAGAAAGAGCUAGAGACUAUUGGAUCCCAGUAUGCUAGCAUUGUUAACCUUAAUAAACAGGUUUAUGGACCAUUCUAUGCAAGUAUCUUUCGAAAACUGCUGUACAAUGAGACAGAAACAAACAAAGCCGAACUUGAGACUUCUACCAACUGAAAUAUGUACAGCUUCUUUUUUGGUCCCUCCUUUUCACAAUAUUUAUAUUGUGAUCUGCAUUUUUCUUUUGACUAUGCAUAGAUUGCAGUGAUGACUGUUAAUGUGAGACAGAGAGAAAUGUGUUUUUAUUAUACAGAUUACAGUCAAAUAAAUAAAAAGUUCCCUCCAAAUUAAAGCAAUUA
This is a messenger RNA of Ahaetulla prasina, 1915 nucleotides long. Its product is annotated as T-complex protein 11-like protein 2. The record is from RefSeq and is a predicted model, not a curated record. NCBI's taxonomy places the organism in Eukaryota, Metazoa, Chordata, Lepidosauria, Squamata, Colubridae. Gene Ontology annotation, biological process: signal transduction. The transcript is spliced from 10 exons. Bases 186 to 1733 code for a protein of 515 amino acids.